Peromyscus maniculatus bairdii (prairie deer mouse) is the source of this 1862-nucleotide messenger RNA. It is a transcript of the gene Lum, whose product is annotated as lumican. Lineage: Eukaryota; Metazoa; Chordata; Mammalia; Rodentia; Cricetidae. Gene Ontology annotation, molecular function: collagen binding; protein binding. The record is from RefSeq and is a predicted model, not a curated record.
GACUGGGCUGGUCCCCCCCACCCCCACCCUCCUCAGCUCUUGUAUCACUGAGAGUCUGGCAGCCAGUUCCACCCUGACAGAGUUCACAGCAUAUAUUAGUGGAUCCUUGUUCUCAGUGUGUCUGUUUAAGGAAUUAACGGAAGCAGUGUCGAGUAAGGAUUCAAAGCACUUACUGAACAUGAAUCUAUGUGCAUUUGCACUUCUCCUGGCGUUAGCCAGUGGUGCCAGUGGCCAAUACUAUGAUUAUGACGCCCCUCUCUUUAUGUAUGGGCAAUUAUCACCCAACUGUGCCCCAGAAUGCAGCUGUCCCCACAACUACCCCACCGCCAUGUACUGUGAUGAUCUGAAGCUGAAAAGUGUCCCCAUGGUGCCCCCUGGCAUCCAGUACCUUUACCUGAGGAACAACCAGAUCGAUCAUAUCGAUGAAAAGGCUUUUGAGAACGUGACCGAUCUGCAGUGGCUCAUUCUAGACCACAACCUUCUAGAAAACUCCAAGAUAAAAGGAAGAGUUUUCUCCAAGCUGAAACAGCUGAAGAAAUUGCACAUCAACUACAACAACCUGACCGAGUCGGUGGGGCCACUGCCAAAGUCCCUGCAGGACCUGCAGCUCACUAACAAUAAAAUCAGCAAGCUCGGCUCCUUCGAAGGGCUGGCCAACCUGACCUUCAUUCACCUUCAGUACAACCAGCUCAAAGAGGAUGCUGUGUCCGCCGCUCUGAAGGGUCUGAAAUCGCUAGAGUACCUUGACUUGAGCUUCAAUCAGAUGUCCAAGAUACCUUCUGGCCUCCCAGCAUCACUGCUCACUCUCUACCUGGACAAUAAUAAGAUCACCAACAUCCCUGAGGAGUAUUUCAAGCGCUUUACGGGGCUUCAGUACCUGCGUUUAUCUCACAAUCAGCUGGCUGAUAGUGGAAUACCUGGAAAUUCGUUUAAUAUAUCAUCCCUUCUCGAACUGGAUCUCUCCUAUAAUAAGCUUAAAAGCAUACCAAAUGUUAAUGAAAACCUUGAGAACUAUUACCUGGAGGUCAAUGAACUCGAAAAGUUCGAAGUCAAGAGUUUCUGUAAGAUCCUGGGACCACUAUCUUACUCCAAGAUCAAGCAUUUGCGCUUGGAUGGCAAUCCCCUCACCCAAAGCAGUCUACCCCCUGACAUGUAUGAGUGUCUACGUGUAGCAAAUGAAAUCACUGUUAAUUAACAUUUUUUAAUAACUGUUAAUUAACAAUACAUGGAAGUAUGUUCUGGAGCAAUACUUCAUGGUUAGGUAUUCUGGGGAUGUGUGUAAAGUUUUCACAAUAUUCUUUCGUUGUUGUUGCUAUUACUUCAUGGAUUUUAAUUAAUGAAGGAAAUGUUUUGUGAACAUUUACCACUUUUUAAUAAAAGAUGAAAAGCAGGCCUAUUUCAUCGUGAGGACAGACACACAAAUACAUUAAACCUAGUUCUUUAUUUGUAAAUUUAGUGUUUUCUAAAUCUCUGUGUCCAAAAGUUAUGAAGUCUCUUUACUGAUUGUAUGGAAAUCAGCCAAGUUUUUAUGGUCCUUACAAUUUAAUUUAAUGACCUCAAAAAUAGGAAAUAAAUAUGCAUAGAUGUUUAUCCUAAUACAAAUAUGUUCAAAUCUUGAUAUGUUCAAAUUUGUUUUGCUGAAAUAUAGAUUCUGUAUUGUGAGGCCAGUAAUUUUGCAGUAUACCAAAAAAAAUUAUGAAGCUACACCCACUAAAAGAAAUGUAUUUAGUACUAAACAUUUACAUAGUUACUUAAGGAAACUUUUCUUGAAUCAUUUUUCUCUGUCAUGUGUAUGUUUCUUUUUGAUUAUUUGCAUGUUACGAUUAACAAGCUAAUAGCAAAAUAAAACAUUGCAAAUGGCA